Molecule: messenger RNA, 2322 nt
Organism: Peniophora sp. CBMAI 1063
Lineage: Eukaryota; Fungi; Basidiomycota; Agaricomycetes; Russulales; Peniophoraceae
Source: the annotation of a GenBank genome assembly
AUGUCGCUGCACGAGGAGUCUCCCGAGUACGAGCUCAGGAAUGAGAAGGACGCUUCCCCCGACUUUGAUGUCGAGAAGGGCGAGGCGAAGGACCAUGUUCUUCCGAUCGCCGACAUCGACGAGGAGGACCCCAACUUUGACCCCAACGCGGUCCAGUUCGAGGAUGACUCGCCUUACCCUGAAGUCCGCUCCGCCGUGUCCAACACGGACGAUCCGGAGAUGCCCGUCAACACUUUCCGUGCUUGGGUCGUCGGCAUCAUCUGGGCGAUCCUCAUCCCCGGCGUCAACCAAUUCUUCUUCUUCAGGUACCCGUCUGUGACCAUCGGCCAGCUCGUGCCGUUGCUGCUCUCCUUCCCUGUCAUGCGGCUCUGGGCCCGCUUUGUCCCCCGCGUCAAGAUUUUCGGCGUCGCACUCAACCCCGGACCCUUCACGAUCAAGGAGCACGUACUGAUGAAUGUCAUGGCCACCGUCGGAUACCAGUCGGCAUAUGCGACGGACAUCGUCGCCGUCCAGAAGGUUUUCUACAACCAGAAUCCUUCGUUCGGGUACCAAUGGAUGCUCGUCAUGUCUACGCAGCUUAUCGGCUUCUCGCUCGGCGGUAUUUGCAAGCGCUUCCUCGUCACGCCCCCGUCCAUGAUCUGGCCCGCCAAUUUGGUCGCCGCUACGCUCUUCAACACGCUUCACGGCAGACAAACGGCAGGUUCGGAGGCUCGCGGCGGUAUUUCGCGUGAACGCUUCUUCCUCUAUGUGUUUUGCAUCUACAUCUGCUGGAACUUCGUCCCGACGUACCUGUUCACCGCCUUGUCGUACUUCCCGUGGAUCACAUGGAUCGCGCCGAACAACAAGGUCGUCAACCAGCUGUUCGGCACGGAGAGCGGACUGUCUAUGAGUCUGCUUACGUUCGACUGGGGCCAGAUCACCUACAACCAGAGCCCGCUGCCCGUUCCGUGGUGGGCGCAGGCGAACAUUGCGUUCACCAUUGUGUUCUUCUACUGGUUCAUCUGCCCGAUCAUCUACUACAAGAACGUAUGGUUCGCGACGUACAUGCCCAUGAUCAGCAACGGCUCCUUCGACAACACCCAGAACAAGUACAACGUCACGCGUAUUCUCACGCCCGAAGGUACCUUCGACGAGACGGCGUACAAGGCCUACAGCCCGCUCUUCAUCCCUGCGGCUUUUGCCAUCUCCUACGGUCUCUCGUUUGCUUCGAUGACUGCCAUCGUUGUGCACAUCUUCCUCUACUACCGCAAGCAGAUCUGGGUUCAGGCUCGCCGCUCGCUUUCCGAACAGCCCGACAUUCACGCCCGUCUCAUGUCCGUGUACAAGGAGGUGCCGGAGUGGUGGUACGGUAUCAUCUUCGUUGUGAUGUUCGUCUUCGGUAUCGUCGUUGUCGAGGUCUGGCAUACGCAGAUGCCCGUCUGGGCCUACGUCGUCGCUCUCCUGCUCGCGAUGUCCCUCACCGUGCCCAUCGGUAUCAUCCAGGCCAUCACCUCCAACCAGCUCGGCUUGAACGUCAUCACCGAGCUGAUCAUCGGCUACAUGGUCCCCGGACGUCCCAUCGCCAUGAUGCAGUUCAAGACCUGGGGCUACAUCACCAUGGUGCAGGCUCUGCAGUUCGCGCAGGACCUCAAGCUCGGCCACUACAUGAAGAUCCCCCCGCGCCCCAUGUUCUGGUGCCAAGUCGUCGCGACCGUCAUCGGCGGUACCGUGCAACUCGGCGUCCAGUCGUGGCUGUUCUCGAACAUCAAGGGCAUCUGUACGACUGAGGCCGAGGGCGGCUUUAUCUGCCCUAGCACGCAGGUGUUCGGCACGGCGUCGAUCAUCUGGGGUGUUAUUGGUCCUCAGCGCCAGUUCUCCCAGGGCCAGAUGUACUACGGUCUUACGUUCUUCUUCCUUGCUGGUGCUCUUGCUCCGAUUGCGCAGUACAUCCUGCACAAGAAGUUCAAGUGGAACUUCUUGAAGUACGUCAACUUCCCCGUCAUCUUCUCGGGAACCGGCAACCUCCCGCCCGCGACGCCGCUCAACUACAUCCCCUCCUGCAUCGUCGGCUUCAUCUUCAACUACGUCAUCCGUCGCCGCCACUUCGCCUGGUGGUCCAAGUACAACUACGUGCUCUCCGCCGGUCUCGACUCGGCCUACGCCAUCGGCACGAUCCUCAUCUUCUUCUGUCUGCAGUACCCGCGCAACGGCUCGAUCGGCGCGAACACUAUCCAGACGUGGUGGGGCAACAAGGGGUGGACGGACAGCGUCGAUGGGAAUAAGACGCCGUUCAAUGUUGUGGCUGAUGGGGAUAUCUUUGGGCCUCCGGUGGGGAGCUGGUAG